AUAAAAUUAAUCCGGGUACCCGCCUGUUCGCCCGUUACUCGUUGUAUACGGAUCUGGACCGGUUCCGCGGGUACCCUCAUAAUUCGGAUAUCCGUACGACGCGGGUACCCGUAUUGACGCGGGUACCCGUAUUGAUGCGGGCACCCGUAUCAAUGCGAAUAUCCGCGUAUGCUACGGAUAUCUGCGUAUUACACAGAUACGAUACGACUACUAAUACAGAGCCUGCAUUAGUAGUGCGCGCAGGAAGAAACUCACGUCAUUCGAUAGAUAAGCGGCACGUCGAUCCUCGCGAGAUCGCAGGAUAUUACCACGCACGCGACGUCCUAAUUAUGCUUAUCGCGCAACGCGGGACACGCGCGAGUCGAUAAAGGUAAUCGAUAUCGAUCACUGCGUAACGCAUGAGGAGAUUAUUUAAAUUCCCAUUGUAAAAAGUGCACGUAUGUAAUUCGAAGUGAUAAAAUCUCGAAAGUUCGAUUGGCAUCAAAUUAAUCGGGACAAAAGGUUGUACGGAACGUUCUCGCCCAUCUUCACGGAAACUGUGCCGCAGAAUUUAAUGUUGGCGCAUUGUCAAGUGUUCCUUCCAUUACAUCGAUUUUUAAACAAAAUUUUGUAAUACAACCCUCGAAACUUAAUUGUUCGACAGUGUAUAUAUUUAAGUAAUGAAAUAAAUAUCAUUUAUUCUGUGAUAUGUGUAUAAGCUAAGGAUCAAUAAAACAGUAAGCUGAAGAAGAAGCUUAAUUAAACGGUCAAGAACAUCAAGAAACAAUGUUUAUCACUAUAUUGUUAUUAUCCAUGUUUAUUUUAUUGGUAUAUCAUUAUUACGUACAUUAUGGAAGAAAUGGGCGACUUCUUAAUCUUUUACCGGGACCACUGGGCCAUCCGAUUGCUGGCAACGCAUUUUUAAUAUUCGCUUCAGCAGAGAAACUAUGGAUACUGCUUCAUAGCCUAUGUGAUACAUAUUAUCCUAUUUAUAAAUUAUGGAGUUUCUUCAUGUAUGUUGUGUCUAUCCGUCAUCCUGAUGAUUUGGAGACGAUACUAAACAAUACCAAGCACAUCGAGAAAGGUCUUCAAUAUAACACGUUACAUCCAUGGUUCGGUACAGGACUUCUCACGAGCACAGGCGCUAAAUGGCAUGCGCGACGAAAGAUUUUAACACCUGCAUUCCAUUUCAAUAUAUUGAAUCAAUUUGUUAAUAUCUUGAUCAAGGAGGGCGAUUGUAUGACAAAAUCUUUGAAAGAUGUCGGAGGGACAGUUGUAAAAGAUUUAGUACCAUUUAUUGGUGAACAUACGCUAAACGCCAUAUGCGAAACUGCCAUGGGCGUCUCUCCGCAAAAAUUCGGCGAAUUCCAGCAACAGUAUCGAAAUGCAAUUCACGAUAUAAUCGAAUUAGUGGUUUACAGAAUGCUCAGACCUUGGUACUACAACGAUUUUUUAUUCUCAUUAUCGCCACAAGGAAGAAAGCAAAAAAAGAUUUUGAAAAUAUUGCAUGGAUUUACGGAAAAAGUCAUCGCGGAAAGAAAACUUUAUCACAAACGUACCAAUUAUCGAUAUUUGAAAAACUUUGAAAAUGACAAAGAGGCGGAGAUAGAUGAUGUCGAAGUAUUUGAAAUUAAAAAAAAGCGGCUAGCCUUGUUGGAUCUCUUAAUAGCGGCAUCUCAAGACAAUUAUUUGACUGAUUUUGAUAUCAGAGAAGAAGUCGAUACCUUUAUGUUUGAGGGUCACGAUACUACAGCGAUGAGUAUUACCUUUGUUUUAUUACUAUUAGCUGAACACAAAGAUAUCCAGGAACGUGUGAGGGUUGAAGUCCAUAACGUAAUGCAAGAAAGCGGAGGAAAACUUACCAUGAGAUCGUUGCAAAAUUUACCAUAUUUAGAGAGAUGUUUAAAGGAAGCGCUACGUUUAUAUCCCAGCGUAUUUUUAAUAUUACGAAACGUUGGAGAGGAUGUAAAAUUACGCUCAUAUGUUAUACCUGCUGGAACAACCUUACAUCUUAAUAUCUACGGAGUUCACAGAGAUCCCAAUUUUUGGUCAAAUCCAGAAGUAUUUGAUCCGGAUAGAUUUUUGCCCGAGAGGAUACAGAAUCGUCAUCCAUAUUCCUAUCUACCCUUCAGCGCAGGACCAAGGAAUUGCAUAGGUCAAAGAUUUGGUUUGCUGGAGUUGAAAGCUAUGGUAGCUCCUUUGGUGUACAAUUUUUACUUGGAGCCUGUAGAUUAUUUAAAGGAUAUCCGGUUGCAGAUCGAUAUCAUAAUUCGUCCUUCUCAUCCGAUUCAUAUAAAAUUCAUCCCAAUCAUACGCAAAUAACCGUUUAGAACUAACACGGAUACCAUAUAAGUGUAAGAAAUUGAUGCAUUGCAAAAAUAGAAGAACAUCGUUAUGUAUAUUAUAUGUUCAACAUUAUGAACAAAUACUUAUUAUAUAAAUACAUAUUAAAUAAUCAUUAAAAUAAUAUAUAUUAAAUAAUCAUUAAAAUACUUAUUGUUUUCUGCAACCGUAAUAAAAAUGUGUAUACAUAUAAUAUACAUGUAUAAAGAUAAUAAAACAACUGCGUCUUAUUCAACAAAGCAAUGUAAAGAUGAAAACAUUUUGUUUGCGAAAAUUUGGAUGGGCUUAAUAUAUGUUGUUCAUACUAAUAAGAAAAUAUCUUUUUAUGAAUUGUGUAUAAUGUAUUCCCCUAUUUU
This is a messenger RNA of Formica exsecta, 2678 nucleotides long. Its product is annotated as cytochrome P450 4C1-like. The record is from RefSeq and is a predicted model, not a curated record. NCBI's taxonomy places the organism in Eukaryota, Metazoa, Arthropoda, Insecta, Hymenoptera, Formicidae. The transcript is spliced from 12 exons. Bases 766 to 2301 code for a protein of 511 amino acids. Gene Ontology annotation, molecular function: heme binding; monooxygenase activity; oxidoreductase activity, acting on paired donors, with incorporation or reduction of molecular oxygen.